AUGAAUUCUGAAACUACCAAUAAUCGAUUAAACACGUUUACGCUGAAUGUUCUACCAUUAUCUACUAAAACAAGAUUUAAAUUCAUAAAGGAAAGUUAUGGUUAUAAUUGUUAUAAAUUGUAUCAAUCGUAUGAAAAUAAAACCAUUAAGUUGGCUUGUCUUUUCAGUGAUUUAAAAUAUCUAUAUCAAUGUAAAUCGAACAAUCUGAUGCCUAAAUUUCUUCAAUUUAAACUUGCAAAUCGUGAAUUAGUUUACACAAGAUCAUAUAAGAAAUGCCAGAAUAUUCUUUUGAAAGAAGAAAUUCAUUUAAAAAAGAAUAAUAUCAAAUACACAUCUAUGAUAAAAGAAAACUUAUAUAAUGAAUUAGUGAAUAUUUUCCCACAUGCCGUAAUGACGAAAAUCAACCAAAUUCUAGAUGAAAUCCAAUUUAAAACUGAUAGAGUUAAAUAUCGGACGCAUUGCAGAAAAUUUAACAACUUGAUGUUUUUUCGAAAUCAGCAACAGCAAAGAAGAGAAAAUGAACGUCUCUUAUUAAAUACCAAAUUAAUGAAUAAGUUGAUAAAUAUUGAUAAUGAAAAAGAAAAAGAAACUGAACCUAAAUUAAUUUGGAAUUUAUCAAAUCGUGAUCUUACUAAAGAAGAAAUUCGUGAAUUAGAAAAAGGAAUAUCAUACAAUCGUCCCAGUGCAAUCAAUCGUUCUGAAGUAAUUGCUAAUAUCGAAUACUUAUUCCAUAAUUCUUCUACCGUCCAAAAAGAAUCAACUGAUUUUAAGAAAUGGGACGAAAAUCCUGAUAAUAUUUCAAACAAAGAAAUUAGAACUUUAGAACCAAAACAACUAUCACUUGCUGCAGAUUUAAAAAAUGCAACAGAAAAUUUUUUCAAUCAAGCUCACAUGUCUAUUAAGACAAAACAAAAUAAAAUUAUGAAUCAACAUAAUAAUCAACAACUAUUGUUAAAUUUAUCUAAAGAUCCAUCUAUUUUAAUAACUAAACCUGAUAAAGGUAGAGGUGUGGUGAUACUUAACCGUAAUGAUUACAUUCAAAAAUUAGAACAAAUUUUAAGUGAUAGUACAAAAUUCAAAUUAUUAGAUAAAGAUCCUACUAGCUCUCGUGAAAAUGCGUUAACAGCUCUUUUAAGACAAAUGAAAAAUGAAGAAUAUUUGACAGAAAAUCAAUAUCGAUACAUUAAACCGGUGAAUUCCAUUCCAGCAAGAUUAUAUGGUUUACCAAAAGUUCAUAAGAUCACCAUUGAAAAUGAGAAAGUAUGCAAUGUGCCUCUCCGGUCAAUAGUGUCAUGCAUUCAAUCCUAUAACUAUCGUCUUGGCAAAUUUCUAGCCGGUAUUAUUAAACCAAUACGUGAUAGUACUUAUUCAUUAAAGAACACCAACGAAUUUUUGAAAUUCUUAAAAGAAAACAAAGGUUUCUCCAAAAGCAACAAAAUGAUUAGUUUCGACAUAGAAAGCCUUUUUGCUAAUAUUCCAGUUGAUGAAACCAUCGAAAUUAUAUGUAAUGAAUUAUACUGUACCAAUCCAAAACUAAAACCUUUUAUUCCCGAACAUUAUUUCUGUGAAUUAUUAGAAUUCGCUACUAAAUAUACUCAUUUCCUUUUUAACAAAAAAUAUUACGAUCAAGCUGAUGGUGUUUCAAUGGGGACACCAUUACCAGCAAUUUUUGCAGAAAUAUUCAUGGCAAACUUUGAAGAAGAACACUUGUCUGGGCUACUAAACAACAAUGAUUCAAAGUUACUCCUGUGGCGCCGUUAUGUAGAUGACACGUACACAAUUUUUAAAGCUGAUGCAGGCGAAGAUGAAAUUCGACAAUUAUUGAACACAUUUCAUCCAAGUAUUAAAUUUACCACCGAACCGGAAGCAAAUAACACCAUACCAUUUCUUGACGUAUUAGUGAAACGACACGACAGUGGUUUUGAUACCACAGUAUAUAGGAAGAAAACAACAACCAAAUUAAUGUUAAAAUGGGACAGUCUAAUUCCAACAGCUUAUAAAAGGUCAUCAAUAAUUUCCUUAGUUACUCGAGCAAUUCGCAUAUGUUCAAAAUAUGGCCCAUUACAUGAUGAAUUUCAACAAAUUCGUCUAAUGGCCAAUUUUAAUGGUUAUCCUUCCGACUUUGUUGAGAAAAUAAUUAAAAAGUAUUUGGACAAAUUAUAUCGACCAAAAGACACAGAAAAUCAAAUACAACAAACAUCAAACGAAAUUAUAAAUUAUAAAUAUAUUCAACUUCCAUACAUUGGUGCACCAAGUUAUGCAUAUGCAAAACGACUAAAAUCAAUUAUACAAAAAAUGAUCCAACAGCACAACUUAGAGUAA
Rotaria socialis is the source of this 2322-nucleotide messenger RNA. The record is from the annotation of a GenBank genome assembly. NCBI's taxonomy places the organism in Eukaryota, Metazoa, Rotifera, Eurotatoria, Philodinida, Philodinidae.